Galdieria sulphuraria is the source of this 1871-nucleotide messenger RNA. RefSeq lists its product as uncharacterized. The transcript has a single exon. The record is from RefSeq and is a predicted model, not a curated record. Lineage: Eukaryota; Rhodophyta; Bangiophyceae; Galdieriales; Galdieriaceae. The coding region runs from base 78 to 1427 and encodes 449 amino acids.
UGAGAUUAUCCGAUUCCUCCAUAUUCAUUCGUCGGUAGCCAUUGUGGUGGCGUGAGACUUGUUUGUUUCAAGUGUGCAUGUGCUGCACAUUUGUGUCUAUAACAAGACCUUUCGUAGCCAUACGUCAUAGAAAGGAGGGUCUUGUAACUUAUCCAGAGGGUAUUGGAACUUCAAAAGCGUCCAAAUGUUGUCCUUUGUUGCGUUGUCACAAAAGGAAGGAAAACUUUCGCCGACAAGAAAAAGUCUCGUUCAAGUGCGUUCUCGAAAAGUUGAGCACUUGGAUGACUCAUUUGACAAAUAUUUUGGGGGACAACACCAAAAAGCUUUGGAGACAAACAACUCAGGCUGAAGAACAACAAACAGAAGGAGAAACGGUGCAAUAUUCGGUAGUUUACUCCCAAAAACAACUUUUAAAAGGGCAGUUGGAGAAUAUUUUACGGGACUUUUACUUUUUGCCACACACCCUAAGGGUUGGUACAGCAUUAUCUCACAAACUGUCCAGAAAUGUGACACUAUCUCACCCAGUGUUGGAACGAUUGGGCUUCCCAGUGGUUCUUCAUAUCCCGAAGCUACUGUUUUUACUAUUUAUUUCCUCCUUCUCAUUUUUCAAAAAUUGGUUAAAGAUUGAGUUUUUAAGUUUGGACGAUAUGGAGUAUUUGUCUCCUGAAGAAGGUCAACUGGUGGCAAGAUUUCAUUUAUGUUUGGCAGUUAACAAUAGAAAAGUGCAACAAGUUGUAUUUCUUCGUAUUCAUUUAGACUCUAAUGGGAAUAUAAUGGGUUGGCAAGAACGUUGGUCGGAGUCCAUUGCCGACCUUUCAAACAUACCCAAGACAGUGAGCAACCUAUCAAAUGAAAGCAAAACUUUAUUUCAUAGCAAUGGAAGUUGCGAAAAUUCUUCCUCUAGCAAUAUGGAAAAGACCGUUAAGGGAGGUAGUCUGGAUAUCGCAGUACUUCAAAAGAAUUUAUUUAGUGCCUUUCUUCGGAAGAAAACCUAUAUUCAGCGAUCAGAGUGGUAUCAUUCGCGUGUAAACAAAAUUAUCAAUUGGUCAAAGGAACAGGCUCCAAGGCUAUUCUCCUCACCAGUGGAUCUGGGAGACAUUUACUCGGAAUUUGUCGAGUUGGAGAACCCUUUUGUUGUCGCAUACGGAAUUUCAGCAGUUCAACAAGUUCAUCGAGGUAUUCGUAUAUUAACUAGACUGUUGUUCCAGUAUAUGGACUGUAAUAUUAUGAGUGUCGUUCAUCCUAAUCCGGAGACAGUUAUAGCAGUAUAUCGUAUAUAUGGAAAAGGGCGUUUUUUGGGUGGAAGAGUACAAUAUUUGAGCAGAAACAUUAUGACAAUAGAUCUGGAAGGAAAGAUAGUUCGGCACCAGGAAACUUGGAAUGUUGAAAGAAAUGAAAUUGUAAAAAUGUGGUUGUCUAAUGAAUAAAUCGCUGACUGACUGUUAAAAUUGAUUGGCUAUACAUUUUCUCAUUUUGAAUGAAUGCCUAUUUGGUUCUUGUCCAAGUCUCUUCUGGUAACUGUAUAGAGACCCUUGAUCGAGGCACAACAUCCAAGUCAACUAGACAUUGAACGUUUCAUCCUCUCUUCAUGAAGCUGAUUGAAAGGCUUUAAAGAGAUAUUUUGUAUGUAAAUCCUUCAAAGGAAAUUUCCCCUGGUGUUGAAUUCUAAGGAAUAAGGAGUACAAUCGUCUGAGAUUUUUUGUGCAGCUUAAACUGUUUAUACAUUAUAAAGUUGGAUGAAGACUUUCAAAGGGUCUCAUCCUAUUUUAGGAAUAACUUUACAUAGGGGUUUUGCCGACUAGACAUAGCCUUAUCAGCACUCUCCAGGAAUCUAAGUAUCACUAUCUGCAGAUAAAUUCAACUUGGUCUAG